AGCCAUCUUUCAAUUGUGCUCUCAGCCGCCGUCGCCCGCAGCAGCUUUAGCGUCUCCUCGCUCUUCCUUGCCUGCUCGGCAACCGCGCUCAGCCUAAGCGGACGGGGGGGCUGCAUGUCGUGAUUGUUUCCAUUUUGUUGGGGAUGAGUUUGCCAGCGAGAGGCGCUUGGGAGCGAGGCAGCCUCCGGACUGGCAAUUGUACAGGCAGAGGCAGCACCGAAAAACCUGACCCCCCAAAAGUGUAAGGAAGAGAAGUUCGCGGGAUCAUGGCUCGUACCAAGCAAACUGCCCGUAAAUCCACCGGUGGGAAGGCGCCCAGGAAGCAACUCGCGACAAAAGCCGCUCGCAAGAGUGCGCCCUCUACUGGUGGGGUCAAGAAACCCCAUCGCUACAGGCCAGGUACUGUGGCUCUUCGUGAAAUCAGGCGUUAUCAGAAGUCAACUGAACUUCUGAUCCGCAAACUUCCUUUUCAGCGCCUGGUGCGUGAAAUUGCUCAGGACUUCAAGACAGAUCUGCGUUUCCAGAGCGCAGCUAUUGGUGCUUUGCAGGAGGCAAGUGAGGCCUACCUGGUUGGCCUGUUCGAAGACACCAACCUGUGUGCUAUCCACGCCAAACGUGUCACAAUCAUGCCAAAAGAUAUCCAGCUAGCACGCCGCAUACGUGGAGAGCGUGCUUAAAUUGUUCUAAGAUGGAUUUGUCAUUCUCAAAACAAAAUAAAUCUCUUCUUCCUGUUAUUGGUAGUAAUGAACGUUAGAUAUUUUUUUCAUGGGGUUAAAAGGUACCUAAGUAUAUGGUUGCAAAAAGGAAAAAUAGAGGACAGAAUCGGGUAUUGGCAAGCUCUCUUUCAUUUUCAUUUGUGUGUGGAUUUUUAAUAUAAACGUGGAGACAUAUAAUGCAUUAUUGCUAUCAAAAACCAUUUCAGUGACAUACUUCAGCAGUUCAACUUUAUAAAUAUGCCAGUCAAACUUUUCUGGACAAUGCCAGCAUUUGGAUUUUUUAAAAAAAUAGGUAAAUUUCUUAUUGAUGGCAACUAUAUGGUGUCUGUAACAUUUUUAUCAUACAGUAGAUUCCAUCCAUUCACUAUACUUUUCUAAGUUGUCCUACAUGCAAGUACAUGUUUUUAAUGUUGUCUGUCUUCUGUGCUGUUCCUGUAAGUUUGCUAUUAAAAUACAUGAAAUAA
Molecule: messenger RNA, 1180 nt
Organism: Rhineura floridana
Lineage: Eukaryota; Metazoa; Chordata; Lepidosauria; Squamata; Rhineuridae
Product: histone H3.3A
Exons: 5
Coding region: 267-677 (136 amino acids)
Cellular component (GO): nucleosome
Molecular function (GO): protein heterodimerization activity; structural constituent of chromatin; DNA binding
Source: RefSeq, a predicted model, not a curated record